Messenger RNA from Scheffersomyces amazonensis, 1146 nucleotides. RefSeq lists its product as uncharacterized. Lineage: Eukaryota; Fungi; Ascomycota; Pichiomycetes; Serinales; Debaryomycetaceae. Gene Ontology annotation, molecular function: phosphatidylinositol binding. The transcript has a single exon. The record is from RefSeq and is a predicted model, not a curated record. The coding region runs from base 48 to 1085 and encodes 345 amino acids.
AGCUCUAAUCCAACUAAUACGGGAUGUCUCAUAGCUGAGAGGCAAAUAUGAGUUCAGAAAUAAUAUCCAUACCCUCAGUAACGGACCACAAUGGUGUGGUCUACUACCAGAUAUCCAUUAAACUCCCAUUGCGGUCUAUAAAUGUCAACCAUAGGUACUCGGAAUUCGAAGACUUGGUUGAUAAUCUCAGCAGUAGUCUCGGCAUUAAUGUCAAGGACUUCCCCUAUGAGUUGCCCUCUAAACGGAUUAAUUGGUUUAAAAACAGAACGGAUUCGAUUGUUGAUGAACGAAAGACUCAGUUACAGAAAUUUUUGGAUUCUCUCAUAAGGGAUCCUUCAAUCCAGAACAAUAGACGACUCCAUGAGUUCUUACAAUUACCCGUCAAUUUUAAAUUUAGUAGUAGUCUCUUCAAACAAAGAGUGAGUUCAUCUUUUGAAAGUAAUACUUCCACAAUCGAUGAUACUUCCUUACUUCUGAUCAAUUUCAAAUCCAUCGAUGAGGUUUCAUGGCUAGAAGUUCUUCGAGUAGUUCAUAGUUCUAUCACACAUCUAAUCCAAACAUUACAACAUAGCAGCUCUAUUAGUGACAAGUUACACGCUCGUGAGAAUAUCAAUCGUGUUUAUCAUCCCACAAUUAAGAAUCUAGACUCAUCUCUUCUGAGAUUUGCACCCACAUUAAAGAAUGAUGAAUAUAAGAGACGAAAGACGUUGGUCAAAGAUCUUCAGGAGAAUAUCCAAGUAUUAAACAAAGUAUGUGAACCCAGUCUUCCAAUAACUGCGACGACUCCAAAUACUGCAUUUUCCAGACGUGUCUUUGGUGGGAAUCCCUCUCAGGCUCAAGAAACAAAAGACACAAUGGGAUUAUCCAAUCAGGACUUAAUACAACUGCAGGUUCAGAUCCAUAAACAACAAGAUUUAGAAGUAGAAGAAUUGAGAAAACUAAUUUCCCGUCAACGACAAAUUGCAGAAACGAUAAAUACAGAAGUCGAAGAACAGAAUUAUUUAUUAGAUCAAUUUAACAAUGAAGUCGAAAGUACGAAAGAUAAAUUGAGAAUAGCUAGAAAACAAGCAAAGAAUAUUUUAUAGAGUAAUGUGUAUAUACCCUUAAUAGCUUAAUGAAUUAAUUAUAGUGGUAAUUGACUAUCAG